GUGUGUGUGUGUGUGUCUGUCUGUCUGUCUGUCUGUCUGUGUCUCUUGCUUCCUCUCAUCAUCAGCCUGUUGCUGCUGUUGUCAGGGAAACCCUUUUACCGGUACCGGCUCACCUUGCACUGCUGGAUUUUCACUAAAUAUUUGAACGUCCCUGCUGCCCUCCUACUAACUAGUGUAUGUGUGGGGCAGUGUGUGUGAGUUUACUGUACAGCCAGUGCCUGUGUGAUGUGAUCCUUUUGACAAGUUUACAGAACAGGCCCAGCGAGGAGGGGAGAGGAGAGGGGGGGCUGCAGUAAGAGUGGUGACAGCAGCAUCUCUUGAGGAGUGCAAUCUUUCCAGCUUUCUUCCCCCGGCCAGUUUUUUGGAUUAAAUCUUAUUUUCUAAGCCAGACUACGAGAGCUCAUCCUCCAGACUGUCGCACUCUGUGUCUCACUCUGUGUCUCACUCCGUUGCUCCGCCUGGCACUGCCAUCGUCAGCAGGGCACAGUGGGCAGCUCUGUGUGUCUCUUUCACACUUCAUCUCUCUGUACUUGUUUCUUUUCUUACCGUCUCCUUUUUCUCUACACUUUCAUUUCCUACAUCUUCUCUUCCUCGUUGCUCUCUUCUUCCUGCUGUCUAAGAGACAGAGCAGCAAUAUGCAGCGAGAGGAAUUGGCUUCAAGCAUUACCUCAUAGCUGUCUUCGCUGAGGAGAGGGCUUUUAGGGGUGACCCCACCACCCUCUGGCGUCCACCACUUACCUGCCCCCCCGCCGUCCCCACCCACCACUGCAGGGUGGGAUGGGCAGGGGCUGGGCGAGUUAGCCAGGGGACCGAGGGAUAGCAACAGGGCAGGCCAUGCCAGAGAGUAAAAGACAAGGUGGAGGUGGGGGCUCGGGCCAGUGGAAGCUGAGGAAGGGAGGCAGCCGCUCGGGCCAUCCGGCACUCUUCACCAUCACUGAGGAAGAGGAAGGGCUGAGACGGAGAGAUGCUCGCAAGAGGAAGAAAAGAGCGUCUGACUCCCAGUAUAUAUCGGAGGAUGGCAGAAGGUCUACGUCCGCCACCCGCCCCAGCUCCUCGGGCUCGGGGCGCACCUACAGUCCCACCCUGACCCCCACCCCCAACACCACCCCUACACAGACUCACACCACCACCAGCAACAGCCCCAGUAACAAUGCUGCCAACAGACCAGACUCAUUGCUCUUCAACAAGAUCGACGAAAGACAGAGGUUAGCCCGUGAGCGCCGGGAUGAGUGUGAGAAACAGAACGCCGUCAAGGAGACCCAGUGGCAGGCGCGUGAGGAACGAGCCCGGCAGCACUAUGAGAAGCAGCUAGAGGAGAGGAAGAGGAGGCUGGAGGAGCAGAGGGUGAAGGAGGACAAGAGACGGGCUGCCGUGGAGGAGAAACGGCGGCAGAAACUGGAGGAAGACAAGAUUCGUCACGAGGCGGUGAUGCUUCGGACGUUGGAGAGGAGCCAGAGAGCCAGACAGAAGCCCAACCGGUGGUCUUGGGGAGGGCCGAUGCACACAAACAAUCCCACCACGCCAACCGGUUUUGUCGAGUCGGCUUUCCUCUAUCCACUCGACCUUGCCGGACUGGAGCACAUGCAGAGUGCUUUCAGUCUCUACCGCAGAUACGGAGUGACCUCUCAAUAUGCUGACAGGCGGUCAGUGUCCACAAUGAAUUUAUCCAAACACACAGACCCUGUUAUAACCAAGCGCCUCUCCUACUCCUCUGCCACACUCCUACACUCACCAGACCGAGGCUUACAGAUGAGGACAGCUUCGUCUCCUGUCAUUAGUAAAGCUCAGUCCAAAUCCCGCCUUCACCAGGGAAUGACAGCUCAGCACAAAAACACAGGAAUGCGCCAUCUUCCCCUGACGCCAUGGGAGAGCAACGUCGUCAACCGCCUGCAGCAGCCCACACACUCCUACCUGGCUCGGAGCCGCAGUGCCAUGAGUCUGUCUGGAGAUCAAACAGCCAUACCUGUUUGUCCUCGCUCAGUGUCCUGCCACCCCAUGGGCUCCAUGUCCUUCAAAGCCCUGCAGGCCCAGCCGCUGCCUCACUGCCGCAGCCAGGAGAGGAGCCUCAGCCGGGGGACGGGGUCCUCUGCCCCCACCACUGCUCGCAGGAGGACCGCCGGCAGCACACAGCGUAAGGACCGGGACAAUGUCAGGAAGUCAUGGAGCAACCUGUCUCUCCCAUUGGCUCCCAUUCUGACUUUGCCCCCCAACAAGCGCUCCUCUUCUCCAGGCAAAAGGAACCGAAAAGUAACAGCGCCCCCUCCUGGCAGGCCUCCACAAAAGUCCCCAGGGCGCCCACCCACCCCAAAGCAGCUUAAGUCUCCGGGGGCAGAAGACCCUGGAAAUCUUCGUCCUUUCAGGGUCCCACACGCGAGUCCCCAACCCACCAGAGCCCCAGGGGAGGAGGAGGAAGAGCAGGUCCUCAGUCCUCCUCAGCCUCGCCCCCAGCCGCUGGGUCAGAACAGGAGCGGCAGCGAGCAGACACCAGAGAGUGCAAGCAGCCCUCCAGCCCACAAGACCUCAGCAGGCACGACAGAUCCAGAGGAGGCGAGUCGUAUCCUGGCUGAGAAUCGCAGACUGGCCCGAGAGCAGAGGGAGAGAGAGGAGGAGGAGCGCAAGCAGCAGGAGGAGCAGCAGAGGAUAGCGCAGGAAGAGAUGGCUCGCCGUAAGGCAGAGGAGCGAGUGAAGAGAGAGGAGGAGGCUCAGCGUCAGGGAGAGGAGACGAGGAAACAAAAGGAGGAGGAGGAGAGAAAGGGCGAGGAAGAGAGACUUCAGAAAGAGAAAGAGGAGGCGGAGAAACUCCAGAAACAGAAAGAGGAGGAAGAGUCGCGACAGAGGGAGGAGGCAGAGCGGCUGAGGAAGGAGAGAGAGAAACACUUCCAGAAAGAAGAGGCUGAACGCUUGGAAAGGAAAAAGCGUCUGGAUGAGAUCAUGAAGAGAACAAGACGUUCAGACCCAUCAGACAAGAAAGUUGUUCCCAACAGAAACGGAGAAAAUGCAGAGACCCCUGCCACUCCCAGUCCAUCUGCAGUAACCCCCUCACCGUCACUCAAUAGCAACGGUGGUCAACCAGACCCUGAAACCUCAGCACUGAGCCAUACUGACCAGAGGGAGAACGGGGAGUUUGAGGAGGUGAUCGUACUGCCUUCACAUUCCAGGCUGUCUCCUCCUGAGGGAGAGGAGCAGCAGCAUGAGGAGGAAGAGGAGGGCAGAGUUCCUGUCAUAGCCUUCAGGGAGAACGGCCUCCUAAAGCCUCUGAGCGGAGCAGAGGACAUAUCAGCCCAGCAGGGACCGGACGUUGCCUGAUGCCCUGUUAGGCCGACGUGAUUCCACACCCAGAGAGACAGGAAGUGAGACGGCCACAGAGCGGUAACAUAGGGCUGUUAUCAAAGCGAGACCCUUCCAGAGGACUACUUUCUCUCCCUCCCGCGACAGAAGAGAAACGCGGCCACUUCCCAAAGAUGGAGUUUCCAAAGAUCUGCCUAAAGCCUCUCCAGAAAGAAGUUACUCUCCCCCCGAACAAACUCUCUGAGGAACAGACACUCUCUCUGUCUCCCAUCACUCUGUCAUUACGUUCUGUGUACAGCCCCAAACCCCCCCGAUUCUGAGGUGAAUCUGAAAUCACAGGAGCAUCGAAUGCCCCCUCGUGACUCUCUAAAUGUGUGUGAAUGAACGAGAGAUUAAUAAUAAUGUAAACUGAGAUCAGCUGUAAAGUCUUCAGCCCUGAUACUUGAAGAGAUUUUUUGUUGUUGUUACUGUAGAACACACUGUGGCGUUAUAACUGGAACUCGCACAACACGCUCCGAAUGACACGGUUUCAUUAACGCGUUUUAUCUCUUUGACCCAACGUUUCUAUUGAAAUGUUACUGAAGAGAUACAGGAAGGAAGUCGGUGCAUGAAGUUGUAUUAUGACUACAGGAAAGUGUCAUGUAAUGUAAUAUAUUUUUGCUGUGUUUAAGACUAGGAAGUUAUUAAUGUGGGCGUGGGAGGAUCAUGAAAAUAAUGAUUUUUUUAGUUUUAUUUAAUUGCUGUACAGAUGAAAUGUGAUUCUUUGUUUUGUCCUCCAUACGGUUGUAAAUGGAGCAGAAAAAAUCUGCUUAGUCGUUAAACCCCUUUCCUUCAUUUACCCUUUACAUUUAUCCCAUCGCUGACUUUUGUUUUGGCCAAGCAAAUACAAAGUGAAUUAAACUAAUAUGGUGGUAAUGUUAAAGUAAUGUUUUGUUGAUUGAGGAAUUAUAAGACGAAAUGCUGCUAAUUUAGUUCCUUUGCCUUACCGCAUUAUGGCAAGUAUGAUGUCACUUGUCUCUCUCAAGUGAAGAUAUGCAUUCCCAGCGUGAGCUUUGACAUUUUGGACACAUGCCAUAACUCUCCAGUGACUUCUGCUUGAUGUAUGUUAACGAAUAUCAAAGCCUGUGAUGAAAUGUCGUCAUAUAAAGGCUAUAAUGUCAAAGCUAUCUGUCCUUUCUACUCUCUUAGCAUUUGGUUCUCAAACCUCUGCACUUUCCUCUUAGUUAUAAUAUUGCAGUACCACCAAAAAUGGAAGGAUACUCCAGAAAGAUUCCUCAUGUCUUGUUUAUGUAGUGCUGGUUUCUGCCAGUGGUCAAAGCUUGAAAAUAAACUGCUUGUAAAUGACGUUAUACAUACAUGUCCUAUAAAUUAUGUUUAAAAGCUGAUAUAUUUUACUAAGAACACAAGGCUUUGAAAACUGGAAAGCUUUUACUACGAAGAGGGGCUGUGGGAGAUCUGUGAACCACUGUAAAACUGAUCACUGUACAACUGCUGGCAAGUAAAUAAAACGUUUUGAAUUGACGAUU
Molecule: messenger RNA, 4814 nt
Organism: Gymnodraco acuticeps
Lineage: Eukaryota; Metazoa; Chordata; Actinopteri; Perciformes; Bathydraconidae
Product: ensconsin
Biological process (GO): microtubule cytoskeleton organization
Cellular component (GO): microtubule cytoskeleton
Source: RefSeq, a predicted model, not a curated record